CGCGGGGGAAAUUAAGAAUACUUUAAAAGGAUGAUUUGCAUCUUUCUUCUUCUUCUUCUUCUUCUCUGCCUUAUUCGUUCAACAUGUCUGCACAACAACAAGAAGUCAAAAGGGUAUCUGCCUCUUCUGCAAUUCAAUUUGUAGAAAAUGUUUUACGUGGAAAUGGAGCAUCAGUAGAAGAUGCACAAAUCGUUGCCCAUUGUUUAAUCGAAGCAGAUUUACAUGGAGUAGAUACGCACGGAGCAAAUCGGAUUCCAUCGUAUAUGGAACGUGUACGACAAGGUGUUUUGGAUCCAAAAGCACAAAUGGAAACCAAAACUAUCACGCCUGUAGUUCAUCAAAUUGAUGCAAAGAAUGGUUUCGGUUUUGUAGCGGCAACAAAAGGAAUGAAUGCAUGCAUUGAAAGUGCGCAUACAUUUGGAAUUGGUAUGGCUUCUAUCAAACAUUCUAAUCAUUUCGGCAUGAGCGCUGCUUUUGUUCGACAGGCUAAUGCGGCAGGCUAUAUGAGUUUAGUCUUUACCAAUUCUUCACCUGCUUUACCUGUUUGGGGCGGAAGAACCAAACUUAUGGGCGUUUCCCCAAUCGCCUGUGGUGCACCAGGCGGAAAGAACGGAAUCGACUUUGUAUUGGAUAUGGCACCUUCCGUCGCAGCAAGGGGAAAGAUUUAUCGAGCCAAGAGAAGAAAUGAGACUAUACCUGAUGAUUGGGCAAUAGAUGCAGAAGGAAAACCAACAACGGAUCCAAGUGCGGCACUAGAAGGCUCAAUGUUGCCGAUGGGAGGACCAAAAGGAAGCGCAUUAAGUAUAAUGAUGGACGUUUUUUCGGGCGUUUUAUCUGGUUCUGCAUUUGCUGGACAUGUGGUAAACCCUUAUCAUCCUACAGAACCUGCAAAUGUUGGCCAUUUUCUCGUUGCAAUAAAGCCUGAUCUCUUUAUGGAUUUAGAGGAAUUCAAGGAGAGACUUGAUCAUUUAUAUCAAAGGGUGAUUGGAUCGGAAAAGCGGCCUGGAACGGAAAGAAUAUACUUUCCCGGCGAAAUUGAAGCGGAAGAAGCAAAGAAAAGAAGACAAGAUGGUAUUCCAUGGACUAUGGCAGAGAUUGAAGCUUUGAACGGGGAAGCAGAUAAGGUGAAUAUGCCACAUUUGGAAAUAAUGUCUUAGUUGUUGGGGAUCUUUAUUGCUUCCGACUUGACCCGAAGAAUAGAAAGGUUGACAUGCAAAGGAGGACAAUAAGACAAUGUGAUAUGAUUAGCAUUCAUUUAUUGUAGCCGUGGGGGAUUCGCUUAGAUGUACUAGCGUGAUGGAGAAAAUGGAUCGUUGCCACAUUUGAAAUGCUCAUGCUUUGUGUCUUUUUUUCGUUUACCCCACGUUGAACGGACCCCA
Molecule: messenger RNA, 1379 nt
Organism: Meira miltonrushii
Lineage: Eukaryota; Fungi; Basidiomycota; Exobasidiomycetes; Exobasidiales; Brachybasidiaceae
Product: putative malate dehydrogenase
Exons: 1
Coding region: 84-1157 (357 amino acids)
Molecular function (GO): oxidoreductase activity
Source: RefSeq, a predicted model, not a curated record